UGAUUUGCAUCCCCCUCUCUGGGUUGCUCUUGGCAGGGCAGGCAGCUGUCUCAGUCUAACUCUGGCUGGGAAAGCCUUGCUGUUAGAGGCUCUUUCCCAGAAGUUGGACGAAGAGGCUCAAGCGUUGCUGUUUCUUCUUUUUCAAGUCAAGUGGUUACUCUGGUAAUGGAUUGCCUCUCUCCGAGCUUUCACCCUGGUGAGACUGUCCAGAUCAGCCUGUAAACCCAGCUUAGAAGCACGUUGUAAAAAUGACUGAAGAGCCCAUCAAGGAGAUCCUGGGAGCCCCAAAGGCUCACAUGGCGGCGACGAUGGAGAAGAGCCCCAAGAGUGAAGUUGUGGUCACCACAGUCCCCCUGGUCAGUGAGAUUCAGUUGAUGGCUGCUACAGGGGGUACCGAGCUCUCCUGCUACCGCUGCAUCAUCCCCUUCGCUGUGGUUGUCUUCAUUGCUGGCAUCGUGGUCACUGCAGUGGCUUACAGCUUCAAUUCCCAUGGGUCCAUUAUCUCCAUCUUUGGCCUGGUUGUUCUGUCAUCUGGACUUUUUUUACUAGCCUCCAGCGCCUUGUGCUGGAAAGUGAGACAAAGGAGCAAGAAAGCCAAGAGACGGGAGAGUCAGACAGCUCUCGUGGCAAAUCAGAGAAGCUUGUUUGCUUGAGACUGAAUACGACCAAAUGGGCCAUUGGGCCUGGAAAACGUGCUCUGACUUUGUCACCCAAUUCACCCAGAACCAUGGUGGGAGAGAACAGACUUGGCAUUGGAGCAGACUGGAAGAAUGGGGGUGGGAGGGUGGAGGGGCUUCUCCUUUGUGAGGAAUGACUCAUGUCUUCUUUAACGACAAACUUAACCCUAAGGGCUAUUUCUGAGACUGAAAAAUCAGCUUUCUAUUUACAUUAAACACUUUGGGGGUCAUGGGAGUGCAUGGCAUUAGACAGUAUUUGGUUCACCCUGUAAAGUAGCCAAGAAAAGAUGAGAAAAUAACAAGAUAGGCCUGGCACACUAGACAUUUGCCUCCAAAAGAAAUAACCUACAGUCCUAAGAUGUAUCAUAAAAAUGUUCUACCAAGGAUCUAAAUUACCUUCGGUUUCACAUAUGUCUAUGAAAUUCUGUGAUAAUUUUUUUCAAUACAUUGAUUCACUGGCAUCUGUUUUCAUUUUUCACUUUUAAUAACUCAUCACUGGUGGUACUUUAUCUUGAAGAGUAAACUAAUAUUUUUUAUAUUUUAACAUUGGACAGUUUUAGCCAGUUGUAACGAUGUAUCAGAAGUAAAGAAAAACCCAUUAAAGUUAUAGCUAAUAGAUGCUGUUGGGGUUAAAUUAAUAGUAAAAUAAUCCAAUAUAGCACUUUUGAUGAUUUUUAUAUAAAAGUCAACUGUACGUUUCAUUCAGAAUAAUAAAUACUUAUUGCUGCUAAAACUUCUUAAAUGGUUGUUUCUGCUAUAGUUAUUUCUAUUGCAGUUCCAAAUUGCCGUCUUCCCUUGUCUCAUUUGCAAGUUCUCAACUGUAUUUCUCUCAAAUGGACAGGUUCCUUCUUCUUUACUGGAGGAUUUUUGUUUUUAUCAUGUUGGUUUUUCAUUACUUCUGAAUAGUCUUAAUUACGUUUACUAAAUUCUAAAGGAGUUCUGUGCUAUUAUAAUUAGGAAAUCAAUGUCUUUGGUCAGGAACUUUAUAAUGUGCUAUUAAAUGUUUAUUACAUUUUUGUGGAA
Messenger RNA from Pongo pygmaeus (Bornean orangutan), 1700 nucleotides. RefSeq names its product transmembrane protein 100 (gene TMEM100). The coding region runs from base 249 to 653 and encodes 134 amino acids. Lineage: Eukaryota; Metazoa; Chordata; Mammalia; Primates; Hominidae. The transcript has 3 exons. Gene Ontology annotation, biological process: cellular response to BMP stimulus. Gene Ontology annotation, cellular component: plasma membrane. The record is from RefSeq and is a predicted model, not a curated record.